UCCGGCCGUUCCGUGCUACGACAUGUACAUGAUCCGCUAUGUUGGCACGAAGGAGUCGUGGGCUACGAAGCUGACGUCUUCGAGUGCAUCGCUGCCUCCCUACUCGUCGGGCAAGACUGGCCCUGACGUCUACAUGAUCUGGUGGUACGCUCACCACGGCCGUAUCGCGUUCGACGGCAAGAACUGGGCCGCGUACUUCGGUGCCGCCAUCUCCACGUCGGAGGGUGGCUGCAUCAACAUUCACCAGGGUGACCGCAUGAAGGUGGUUGACGCUACGGGUAAGAUCACGGCGGACGAGGACUCGUUCGACUGGGGUUGCUCGCACUCGGCUUACGAGCGUAUCACGUACGACCACCGCACGGACAGCUACGCGACUAUCUGUAAGACGGACAGCAACAACCGUAUCAUGCCGCCUAAGGACUGGGGCACAACGAUCUACCCGGUAGACCUGGGUGCUGCCAACUUGGGCGACAUCGUGCCGGACUCGGACGCUUCCAGCAAGAAAUACUGGGCUACGGUUAGCAACGGCAACGGCGACAACGCCAAGGUGCACCUGAUCCACUUCGCCAUGAACGCGGCUGCCAGCGAGGACAUCACUCUGGGCGGCACGGACGCCAACGAACGUGCGCCUCACCUCGCGCAGAUCGGCAGCGGCGGCAUGCUGGCUGUGUGGGAGGGCAGCUCGUCGGGCGGCGACUUCAUGGAGGGCGGUGACCGCACGAUGUACGCGCAGGUGCUGGACGCUUCGUCGGGUAAGGCCAUCAGCGACAAGGUGACGGUGGACAAGUCCGUGGUGGGCAACCGCUACCAGGCAUUGAAGACGUACCCGGAUGGCAGUGUGGCAUACCUGUCGAAGGGUAAGACCGGCAGCUCGCUGCAGGUGGUUCGCUUCUUCGGGUGCUAAGAAAAUCGGAGACGAUAUACAACUUUGAAUGUAUAGAUGUCUGGUUAAAAAA
This is a messenger RNA of Phytophthora infestans T30-4, 956 nucleotides long. RefSeq lists its product as uncharacterized. Bases 23 to 904 code for a protein of 293 amino acids. Lineage: Eukaryota; Oomycota; Peronosporomycetes; Peronosporales; Peronosporaceae. The transcript has a single exon. The record is from RefSeq and is a predicted model, not a curated record.